Molecule: messenger RNA, 1106 nt
Organism: Suillus clintonianus
Lineage: Eukaryota; Fungi; Basidiomycota; Agaricomycetes; Boletales; Suillaceae
Exons: 9
Coding region: 84-878 (264 amino acids)
Biological process (GO): actin filament organization; plasma membrane tubulation; endocytosis
Cellular component (GO): medial cortex; Rvs161p-Rvs167p complex; actin cortical patch
Molecular function (GO): lipid binding; protein binding
Source: RefSeq, a predicted model, not a curated record
GAGGACGGCGCACGGAGUCUCCAAUUUGAUCAACACUUGUGAUUCUUCCAACAACCUCUUCGAGGUGAUACCACCAAAGUACCAUGAGCUGGACAGGGUUCAAAAAGUCAUUGAAUAGGGCGGGUACAACGGUCUUGCAAAAGACCGGGCAGAUCGAACGCACAGUAGACCGUGAAUUUGCAGACGAGGAGUCCAAGUACAGAGCCUUCGAGAAGGAGUGUCAGGUGUUGCAGAGGGACGCCAAGCAAUAUCAGGAUGCCAUGCGCUCGAUGACAACCACACAGGCACGUUUGGCUGAGACCGUCGAGACGUUCUAUGGCGCUGCAGAUCGUACAUCGGAUGGAGCUAUGGCGAGUCACGCCUUCAAGAGCGCUGUGGAGGAGCUUGAUGGAGGCAUUCAAAGGGAACUCGACGCUCCUUAUCGUACAACCAUCAUGGAGCCCCUCGGAAAGAUGAACGCUUACUUCCCCAUUGUGAACGAACAUAUCACGAAACGGAACAAGAAGCUCCUGGACUACGAUGCCGCACGCAGCAAACUACGAAAGGUGAUCGAGAAGCCAAGUGAAGACCCUACAAAGCUUCCAAAAGCACAACAAGAACACGACGAUGCCAAAGAGGUUUUCGAGCUCAUGAACGACCAACUCAUCUCAGAGCUCCCACAGCUCUUGGAUCUGCGCAUACCAUAUUUUGAUCCCAGUUUCGAGGCUAUGAUUCGCAUGCAAUGUAAGUUUGCUGAGGAGGGAUAUGAGAAGAUGAGUGCUGUACAAAGGUAUUUUGCGGACAAUGUGCGAGAUGAUUAUGCUGCAGGUCAGCUGGAUGCACAGGUCGAGGCAGUCUUGCAGGAAAUGAGAGAACUAUCCAUCUGUGGGGCGAACUGAUCCUUUCACUUCAUUUCAUGUAUACUAUGUAUACUACGCUGUUCAGGUAGAUUUUGCCUUCGGACGAUAUGGUAUUAAUGCGUGUAGAACCGACCUGCACAUUCUAUGACUGUACAUUAAGAAGACUAGUGUACAACGAUAUUUUGGCAUGUGUUGUUGGCAAGCGUAGUAGAUCGUGGUGACCGUGUAGCCUCAGUCGUCUGAUGGAACGUCAUGGUUAAGAGUUCC